AUUCCAAUAAGAGCCCUGCACAAACCUGCACAGGCAGCAUGCUCCAAACUUUCUCAUCACUCCUGCUGCGGCUGUACUACUACAAGAAACUGUUCAGCUCUAAUCAGCACAGCAACUAGUGCAAAGAACCGCACUUCAGAGGAGGAGCGUUGUCGAUAUAUAUUGUCUUCAUUUCUUUUUGCUUCUUUAAUUUUAAAUAACAAACUGGCUACUCCUUGAAGAUUUCUUUCUUUUUGGAGGCUGAAGACAGAACGUGCUACCAGCUUUGUAAAGCUGUUCCUUGGGAAAGAUGCUUUGUUCAAGGAGAUUAUUUCAGCAGUGGAGUUUUGCUGUCUUUUUGUUGUGCUCUCCUGUCCCACACUAUGGGAGACCUCUUGAUGCUCUGAGCAACAGAGUCAAGCGGUCAGUGACGCACGCGCAGCUGAUGCACGACAAGGGGAAGACUUUGCAAGACUUCAAGAGACGCAUGUGGCUGCAGGAACUCCUGGAUGAGGUCCACACGGCCGAGAUCAGGGAGCUGCCCAGCCGCACCACCAACCCCAAGCCAGCAGGCAGCACCAAGAACUACCCCAUGGGCUUUCGGGUGGAGGAAGAGGGCACCAACCUCCCGCAAGAGACGAACAAGUCCCAGACCUACAAGGACCAGCCCCUCAAAAUCACCAGCAAGAAGAAGAAGAAAGGGAGGUCUGGGAAGCGGCGGGACAGUGAGAAGAAGAAAAGGAGGGCGCGUUCCGUCGGCGUGCAGGAGCAGGGCAGUGGAUAUGGUCUGGAGUGGAGCCCGUACUUCAGCCUCUUGCAGCUCCUGCACUAGGACCCAGUCACGUUCGGACUAAGGUACCCCACGGAUUUAUAAUGGGGCACCUAAAGACUCAUGUUGCAGUAUUCUGUUAUAGUGAUUGUUCGGAAAUAGAGAAAAAAUAUUUAUUUUUUGUAAAUAGUUGAAACGCACCAGAUUAGUGAUGAUAAUUAAAAAAGUUAUUCAGUGCUCCAUGGAGCUGCAGAUUUUGUUCAUUGUGAAUAUUUCCUUUUUUUUUGGUAGGACUAAGCUGAUUAUAAUUGUCAGAUUUGCCAUAAUUUAUUUUGUUUGAAUGGUGUAUUUAUUUUGUAAAUGUAUAAUGGUGCUGCUGACUUUCUAUAUUUUUGUAACAUAAUGCACUUUAGAUAUAUAUAUCAAGUAAUUUUGUUAAUUGACCUAAUAAAGUGUUCUCUUUUUGUGGUUGGUUUUGAUGAAGAAAAAAAUAUGUUCUCGUUUUAUUCACUGAGAGAUUUGGAACAUUGUGUUAGCAUGCUGUUAACAUGGCUUCAUCUAAUGCCUGUUCUCGAAUAUAGAUGUUAAAUAUAGUUGAUCAAUCAUUUGCUUUGAAGGUUCAUUCCUGUGCUUCUUGCCUUGGUUGGAACAAUCACUUUGUACUUCAGAACUCAGCCUUCUCUUAUUUACACAUUGACUUUCUGUUCUCUUAUUUUUAUCCUUAUGUCCAACAUGUAUCCGGACUAAUCUGUGCACCUUUGCAAACCAGGGAACGUACUUUAUUAUUUAACAACAUUAUGCGAUUGACUCAAAGUCACUUAGGACUUGCACUGAAAGAAU
Lepisosteus oculatus (spotted gar) is the source of this 1588-nucleotide messenger RNA. It is a transcript of the gene pthlha, whose product is annotated as parathyroid hormone-like hormone a. Gene Ontology annotation, molecular function: hormone activity. Gene Ontology annotation, biological process: bone mineralization. NCBI's taxonomy places the organism in Eukaryota, Metazoa, Chordata, Actinopteri, Semionotiformes, Lepisosteidae. Gene Ontology annotation, cellular component: extracellular region. The record is from RefSeq and is a predicted model, not a curated record.